CAUACGCGCUCCUACGCGCUUCGCUGGCCGAGCGCGCGCUUCUGUCGCUGAGCGUCAGACGGGUGCGCCGAUCGGCGCGCGCUGCCAAAGUUUUCUCGCCGCUGCAGGACGCUCGUCGGUGGGCCGUCAGUGCGAGCGGCGCGUGGCCGGCGACCGCGCUUCGCUCACAAGCUGGGGCCCGUUUUGACCGCCGAGACCGGAGCAGCGCGGUGGAGCCUUGGACGAAAGAAAUGUAUCCCAUCCUUUCCUUCAUCGUGCUUUACGUCCUCGCAACGAAUAGGGCAGCCCACGGCCUGGACUGCUUCAAGUGCGUGUCGCUGGAUCGUGAGAACCCGGCGUGCGAGGACCCCUUUCACAACAACUACACGGCCGACCUGCUCGAGUCGCCCUGCAUGUCGUCGCGAAAGAAUCGCAACGGGCUCUUCCCCGCCACCGCCUGCAUCAAGCUCAACGGCGUCUACGAGGAGACGGGUCAGACAAUGGUGGUGCGCAGCUGCGCCCUCGACAGCGGGACGCUGACCGUGGACACGGAGAUCGUGCGCAUGAGUCACUGCGGCGGCUUCUACUUCGAGGACCGCUACGUGCGGGGCUGCCUGCAGAGCUGCUUCGAGGACGCUUGCAACGCGGCCGGUGGCGGCCCUCACAGGCGCCCGCUGCUCACGCUGGCCGCGCUUUUCCUCGCCUCAGCCGCCACGCUCGGCUUGGCCCGCUGAUGAGACGCCUGGGCGAAGGCCGCUGCCAAGGACUUGUUGUUGGUCGUCGGCUACAGGCCUGCAUGCAUGUGUGCGCGCGUGCGUGUGUGUACGCAAUUCAGCGUCGUGUGGGGGACUCCCAUGUGUGGAUGGAACCAGAAAAUAAGCGCGGUGUGCUCUCCUUGCAGACGCAUCCGUGCAUCCUAUAAAGUGCGCGUGAAGAUGAGUGGUCCCGAGUGCCGUCGGUGGUUGACAUUUACGUUGUGAUUAUCUUUUUCUUGUUGCACGUGGGUCAGCCGCCUACUGUAUCGUCGCUUGUGCUGUAUACUGUUUUAUCUGCUGUUGCGAGAAAACAGGAGCGAGGGGAAGGACAGGGAAGUCAUAAACAUGGGAGUAUUUGGUUCGCUACCCUGUGCUGGGGGAGGGGAAACGAGGUAAAAAGAGCAAGAAAUAUGGAGAUGGUAACUGUUGAAGGCCCGUGCAAAGUAUAUACUAUUUGGGUGGUUGCUGCGCUGCUGUCCAUCGCCCUGUGUCCUGUGUAAAGGCUAGCGCUCCAUCGAGACCUUCUGAGCCUUCACGGCUAAGCGCAGCCAAUCGACCGGCUAUUUAGCUGAGUCGGAGUCACUGAGCAGCAUCUUGUCAUCAGAGCGUACUGUGAUGUCCGAUAGGAGCCACACCGGCCGCAUUUUCUCUGUGUUCGAUGAAAAUUGUUUUAAAUAAAUAAAAAAGAACAUUAAAAUUAACCGCAAAAGCAAACAUUAAGCGCACGACAUACGUUAUAACCAGUGAUUAAUAAUACGGUAUUUACGGCUAUUCUGCUUUACUAUUAUUCGCAUUACCAUUGCAUAAGGCCCAUAUACAAGCAGAAGCGCCGCAUUCUCAAACCAAACAAAACGUCCCAGCGUCACUUGAGACCUUCCGUGAAGGUAGUGCGCCCACGUUUAUAAAUAUGAGCUGUGCCUUUAGCUGUAGCAAAGGCUCUAUAAACUAGAAAGCGCAAAUUAAACCAAAUUAUGUUCAGGGGGCAGCAAAAGUUUAGAGACAUUUCGGAGCCGUAAAACAUAAAAUCGCGGCAAAUAACUUAGGAGCUCCACUUGUAUCGUUAAAAUCGCGCAAGAAAAAAUGUGAUCCCCUUGAAUGAAACACAAGUCCUUAGCCGUGUUACGCAGGCGUUCGUGGAGGCCUGAAGGAAGACCUUAGAAACUGCAAGUCGUAUACUAAGGGGCAGAGCUCACAUUUCUUUAAUGUAUUGCGGCCCUCUUUACCCAAAUGACCUUACGUCAUGGUAUCGUCAUAAUUAAUUCAAGGCGAUUUUAGAGGCAACCGUACGACCGAGACAACUGAAGUUGUGCUGUGCGGGUGCUUUCUGAGGGCGCUCUUCUAUGUCAAAGCCAUAUACAUGCUCCAGUUAAAAAGCACAACCUCGCUGGUAGCCGUAUUUGUUACUUACUGCAACGUUGUCGUCCAUAGACAUUUCCUCCUUGUGAUCGACUAGAGACAGGACUGUACUGACUGCGACAAGUCAAAGGCCUGUAAACGAAGCCAGUCAUCUGAGCCUGCCGCUGCUAAAGAUAUGGGCCGGUAUUCAUAAAAGACCUCUUACGCUAGCGUUGUUCACAGGAAAAACUUCCAGCCAAUCUCCUGAUGCUGGACAUAUCAUUAGUGAAGUCGAUCGGCUAAUGGCAAAGAACACGUGUACGAACGAAACGCUUUGUGAAUUCGACGCCUGAACAUUCUUCGCCGUGGCGGAUAAUACAUUGUUCGGGCAAUGGUAGCAACAUGCGAGUAUAGCAGGGGCGCACUCGUAACCUUUUAUCCCAAAAUAAGCGAAAAGCUUCGCAGCGUUACGCAAUGCGUCAGACGCGCCAGAUGUGAUCGAGAGACAGUCACUAAGACUCGACUAAUUUCCUGCGUGUCCGACUGAGCUCGUGCACGAUCAGUCAGCAGAGGAUCACAGACGUCUCGCGGAUGCAGACACUUUUUUGCUGCGCUGGCCUGAUCUAAGGCUCUAAGGGUCAAUGACCCUUACAGCCUUAGAGACCUGUGACAAAAGGCCAAAGGUCAUGGGCAAUGUUGUUCCGGUUUUUAAUUAAACGUGCACCGUGCUCUCGCAUUUCCAUAAAUGUUUGCGUCGAAGUGAGGAACAUCGGAAGAUCCUCGUCCACACCUUCUAAAGUACACACACGAUCAAGCCAAAUUAUUAUUCACCGUUAGCGAGAUAUAUUCGGCUGGGCAGAGUUUCGUUACAGGGUAUACGACAGAAAGUAACUUCUUUACAUUGCCAGACAUGGGGUUCGAAUGGUGGAAACGGAUUUAAGCACGACUGGAAUGAUUUGUUGCAGCGGCACCGAGACAGGCUGAAGGCGCUUAAUACCUGCGUCUGCACUUCGCGUUUGUGAAUAAGAGGCGUCAUACAAUCAGCGCAUAAUGCGAUUCCAUGACAAAGUACGGUAUGACAAUUCAAUGAAAGUGAUGACAGCGUAAAGGUGCUCUGGCAAGGUAAAAAAAAAAAGGACGCUUGCGCCAUGUUAAUGCGGCGGAGCGCGCAUUGUUGUGCGCCGCACGAAGCUGUUACCGAUUUGCCCAGUGAGUCGCAGGGUCUUUAUACCCUUUGUCGCGUUAUACAUGCGUAGCUGACGUUUUCUACAAGGGGCCCCGCUAAACAAGGCUAGUUUCAUUCGUACUUAUUACACCGUCGCUUGUACUGUUGUGCCACCCCAUAUGUGAUUAAGCCGUCUACGUAUAGCUCUCGCUAUUACGCCUUCACCUGUAUAUGUUGACCAAACAUAAAAGCAAGUGCUUAUUUUCGCUAUUCCAAAUACUGUAAUAAAAUAAAACGCCAGCUGCAUUGUGUCUUCACGCGAAAAUCUUUGUUGUCACACUUGAAGAGCUAGGUAGACCACCGAUGUGUGGCGCAUAACUCCACCACGCCAUGUACCAGAGAUGAGGCGGCGCUAAAGUUGCCUGAAAAUUUACUGCCGAUGCUGACCGUUCUUUGAACGACGCGAAAUGUUAUUCUGCGCUUGUCGCACUAUACCGUGCAUCAAAGGCUAUAGAGACCAAGAUCGAUGUGAUAGUAAUGGGCAGCUGCGGUAAAAAUACGACAGACAUGUGAGCAGCGAACGGAAUGCGCAUGGUGUGCAUUCAAGAUUUCUGAAGCGGUAGUCUCCGCAGCACCGAAGCCCCGGAACAAAAUGUUGCCUCCCUUUCUGAAAAUGCAACGAGAAAGCUAGCAGGAAGUCGUCUCCUCUACCCGGCGCUCCUUUGCAGAGAAGCUUGCUUGCGGUGUUGCAAACAUUCGGUUUUCCUCAUUCGAACAUGCAUGGAGCCCGAGAGUGAGGCCAAAGGACUGAAGCAACGGUUUUCUCCACAACGCGUCCAAUUGGCUGAAAUCAAAGGGAUAUGUACUGUAGGAGGGGCCACCCAAAAUAAAGCGAAAUAGCGCUGCGCUGGGCGGAACUACCACGUGGUACGCAUUUCUCCUGCUCGCCAUGCGUCGGGCAACUCGUUUUGAGAUCAUUGUACCCAGUGGCGUCUCCCGGGAAUGUGUACAGCAUUUUCUUCGCGAAAAGAGUUUCGCGCGCUUCUCGUUUGUUGUGAUUGCCAAUUUAAGAGAAACAGCGCGCGCCUGUGAAAUUGUGUUGCUCGGGAAAAAAAGCCGCAGAAACUGUUGAGAUUUUAAACACUGCUUUCAAGAACGAUUGCUAUAGUAAAAACUCGAGUGUACGUGGGGUUCUCUCGGUUCGAAAAAGGGGAAAAUACUGAUUCAUGACAAAUCUUGUUCUGGACGUCCGUCAACUUAACAUGCAAAUGAAAAUGUCAAAAAAAUUCGUGCUCUUGUGCUUGAAGACCGACGACGGACCAUUGAAGAGCUGCGGAACUUAUCUGGACUAUCUUGGAGCUUGGUUCAGCGAAUUUUAACAGACUAUUUGGGACUGGGAACGGUCGCUGCGAGAUUUGUGCCACGAAUUCUGACAGAUCAGCAAAAGGUCGUCGAGUGGAAGCAUGCCGUGCUUUGAAAGAACAACGCCAAACCAAACUAGACUUUCCUUCCAAGUUGAUUAGUGGUGACGAAACUUGCAUGACGCUAUUUUUAAGGCCUUGAAAUUAAACAUCAGUCAAGUCAGUGGAAGACGCCAUUGUCACCCCGUUCAAAAAAAGUACGUCAAGCGAAGUUAAGCAUCAAGACCAUGCUCGUUUAUCUCUUAUGUGAGUGGGAUAGUGCGUUCGGAGUUAGUUCCGCCAGAUCAGACUGUUAUUCAAGCUUUCUAUUUAGAAUUACUGAAAGUAUUGUGCCAGAUUGUGCGACAAAAAAAAAGGCCUGUUUUCUGGCAGUUGGGAGACAGAUUUUUCCACCAUGACAAUGCACCAGCUCACGCAGCCAUCUCAGUGCGCCAGUUCUUGUCAAAAUAUAACAUGACUCCGUUGCCCCACGACCCUUACUCACCUGACCCCGGGCCGCGCGGCUUUCUUUUUUCUUUUUUUUCACGAAUAAAGAGGAACAUGAAAGGACGGCGAUUUGACGACAUAGGAAAGGUGAAGAAAAAACAAGAUAAG
This is a messenger RNA of Dermacentor albipictus, 5249 nucleotides long. The record is from RefSeq and is a predicted model, not a curated record. Lineage: Eukaryota; Metazoa; Arthropoda; Arachnida; Ixodida; Ixodidae.